This is a messenger RNA of Xenopus laevis (African clawed frog), 4138 nucleotides long. It is a transcript of the gene spock3.L, whose product is annotated as testican-3. Bases 139 to 1443 code for a protein of 434 amino acids. The transcript has 12 exons. The record is from RefSeq and is a predicted model, not a curated record. NCBI's taxonomy places the organism in Eukaryota, Metazoa, Chordata, Amphibia, Anura, Pipidae.
GAUAGAGACUUUGGCAGUGAGCUGUGUGAGAGGAGACAAGCGCAGGCAGAAGCAGCAGCAGCAGCAGUGGUCCUUGUUAGUUGGCAGCAGCGAGUUGUGUAAUCAGGUGGAGGAAGAGUGCAGGGUUUCGCUAGCAAGAUGAUGAAGGUAGCCUUGGUUUUUGUGUGUGCAGCAGCCUGCAGUCAGGUCCUGGCAUCAGCAGCAGUCGCAGCAGCCGCCGCCUCCACUGGCAGGUCGGACAGAGGCAAUUUUCUGGAUGAUAAACAAUGGCUAACCACUGUGUCCCAGUAUGACAAGGAUGCUGCUGGCCACUGGAAUCGAUUUCGAGAUGAGGUGGAGGAUGAUUACUUCCGUGCUUGGAAUCCAGGUAGACCUUUUGAUCAAGCCUUAGAUCCAACUAAAGAUCCAUGUUUAAAAGUGAAAUGCAGUCGUCAUAAAGUUUGCAUUGCUCAGGAUCAAGAGACUGCUGUUUGCAUCAGUCAAAGAAGACUCACACAUAGCAUGAAGGAAGCUGGACGAAGCUAUAAAUACUGGAGAGGUGUACCACUUUCAUCCAGUUGUAAGCAAUGCCCUGUUAUAAACACAAAUCCAGUGUGUGGAUCUGAUGGACAUACAUAUUCAUCACAGUGUAAACUCGAAUAUCAAGCAUGUCUCUCAAGUAAGCAGAUCUCCGUGAAGUGUGAAGGACAUUGUCCCUGUUCACCAAACAAAUUGAAAACUGCAAGCAAAACAAAUAAAAGGGUGUGCACAGAUCGGGAGUUCCGAGAAAUUGCCAACCGACUGAGAGACUGGUUUAAAGCACUUCAUGAAAGUGGGUUCCAGAAUAAGAAGAGCAAGACUGUAACCAGAGCAGAAAGAAGCAGGUUUGAUACCAGCAUUUUGCCAAUUUGCAGAGAUUCACUUGGAUGGAUGUUCAAUAGACUUGAUACAAACUAUGAUCUCCUGCUGGACCAGUCAGAACUUGGAAGCAUUUAUAUUGACAAGAAUGAGCAAUGCACAAAGGCCUUUUUCAAUACAUGUGAUACAUAUAAGGACAACUUAAUAUCCAACAAUGAAUGGUGCUAUUGUUUCCAGAGACAGCAAGAUCCCCCUUGUCAGACAGAGUUAGGUAACGUUCAGAAACAACAAGGAGGAAAGAAGCUCUUAGGUUAUUACAUACCAGCAUGUGAUGAAGAUGGGUACUACAAACCAGCUCAGUGCCAUGGAAGUAUUGGCCAGUGCUGGUGUGUUGACAGAUACGGCAAUGAAGUUUCAGGAUCCCGGAAAAUUGGCCCUGCAGAAUGUGGAACUGAUUCUGAAACAUCCGGAGAUUUUGGUAGUGGGGAUUUUCCCGACUGGGCAGAUGAAGAGGAUGAUGAAGAUGAAAUGAUGAAUGAUGAGGAUGAAAUUGAAGAUGAUGAUGAGGAUGAAGGUGAUGAUGAGGAUGAAGAUGGAUAUAUUUGACAUUAAAUAAGGCAGAUUUAUUCUAUUUUUCAUGUCAACGAAAAGACAUCGCGUAGAAAAUACCUUUGCUCACUUAACCACCAAGAUGAAAAGAAUUUGAAAACAACGUGUAUAUUUUGUAUAAUCAUAUCAAGUAUUAAAGCUGGAGUCAUAGACUUUUGUUUAACAGUCAUUUAUGUGCUUCUGAGCUUUUAUAUGCUUUUGACAGAGAGAAAACACAUUUGAAGUAUAACCUGAAGAAAACGUAACAUUUGUACUCAUAUUUUGAGGACAAGAAUAUUUUUUGAGGAAGCAAAAGCGACGAAAUCAUACCAGUUAUUUGUUUGCUGUAGUCUGAGUUGCCCAAAUGCUAACAGUCAAUGAGCCACCAGAUCUGGAUCUCCACUCCUUACUGCAGGACUCCAUGUCACGUGGGAUAUAUUGGGUUCCAGAUAUGCCUACUAAUAUGCAAGUGAAAAAUUUUGAAAGUAUUAAAAUAUUUUUUGGCUUUGUUAACAUAGAAUUCUCAACUGUAAACCCAACGCAUACAUAUUUCCUCAGAUUAUGCAGAAAUGUGUUUAGUUUUGUGGGAGAAGGAAUAUGGUUUUUGGUGUGGCAGUUUAAUUCUAAUGAGAGUUUUUGACCUGAUAGUCAGCAUUGGGUAUUCGCCCAGUGGUAUCCAACUGAACAACUAUUAAUUUAGGCUGCAUUCAUUGUUUUUGCAUGCAUUAUAAGAUACUCUGUGUACCAUGGGUGUCUAAGCUCAGCCAUCCAACUGUUGUAGAACUAAGAAAGCAAAAGCUGUUUAAAAAAAUUGUAGUUCAACAGUAUUUUGAAAGCUGCAUGUUGGACCCACCUGGCAUAUUCAUUAUAUAUGAAUAACUAACUGUAUAUGCUAUACCUGGUAAGAAAUUGUUCAUAAAGGAAAUCGCAUUCAGUAUUAUAAUAUUACCCUAAUAUGUUUUGGAAUAUUUCAUGUUUGAUAUAGUUCUUUUAAUUAGCCGCUUAACGAUACAGAGUGUCUUUCAAUCCAGUUAAACCUAUAAGCGAUAUAUAUAUUUUUAUAUAUCUUUAAGCUCCUUUAGUCACAUAAGUGGAAGAAAUAGUGAAUAGAUUUCAGAGUAAUUACUACAACUAUUAUGUUUUCAGACUGAAAGGAAAUCCUGUUAACUCGAGUAAUAGUUCUUUAUUGCUUCUAUUUACCAAGCUCAGGAAAAGAGUGCCUUGCAGCCCAUUAAUAUGUCUCACUUGGCACAUAUCUCCUUUAGAUAUUGUUGCAGGUUUAUUAGUCAUUAAGGUUUGUUCCCAUCUACAGUAUGCUCAGAAAGUAAGGCAGCUGAAUGAAAUGUUCUUCUGCAAUACUAACCCUCCCAUAAUUGUACUCCAAAGGCUAUUGAGUCUCUACAUAUUUUACUUUAUUGUGCUUAGUACAGCAGGAACCUAUGCUAGAUAUAGGAUUUGUGUUUUUUCUGAAGAAGCGAUGAGCAAAUGUAAGGAUUUUUGUUGCACUGCUAUGCCUGAUAAUUUCUAUUACUGAUCUUUUCCUUGCUGACUAUGUCCUCUUAGAGCCAGGUUGUCCUCCUUGACAACGACACAUGGUCCUCUGCUGGAUGGCUAAGGAGAUACAGAAGGUUUUAACAACAGAGAGAGAGAAUAGCAGGGUCUUGUAGAAAUGUAGAAGAUGCUAGUUACGUCUUUGACACUUUUAUGGAAGCUAGAGAAAGCAAUGAAACAUUUGAAAUUAAUUUUUCCAUUAAGCGCAUUCAUAGGGAAAAUAAAAACAGGUUUUAGUGGCACUUUUUUAACCUAUACCUUUUUAAAUGUGUUAGAAAGAAUUGCUUUCCUUGCUAUAAAGUGGCUGUUUAAAAUUUAAUGAAAAAAUAGACUAAUAGCAAUGAACUUUCCCUUUCGUAGGUGCCAAUUUCAACAGGGUAGACCUCAAACAGGAACCUCAGAAUACUUGGGCCGAACUGGUGAGUGGGUGGGUUUGGGGCAGAUCGUAAACUAGGAUACCAGGAAUUCUUGACCUGCAUGGGCAUGAAUAUUCCUGUACUAAAUGGUGGUAACAUUUGCAUCAGUGAUGUUUUAUUUUUGGUACAAUUAAGUGCAUUCUUUAACUCCACAAAACGACAGAAAUGUAAACGGGAAUUGAAGAGCUUUAUUUUUGUCAAACAGCCUAGUAUAGUGCUGCAGAUGUUGUUUCUAAAGGGCAACCAAGAUGAAGGGCUGGACCCCAUAUAAAAGCUAUAGGGCAAGGGCUGGCCCAUAGCCCACAAAAUAGUUUUUAUCACUAACUGGAUAACCAUGGUAUAUUCCAAAAUCUUCCAAAAGAUCAAAGUGGAUUUUAGUAUAAUUAACCACGUUGAAGUGUAUCCCAAUACCUUUGUCUGUUGCUACAGUAGUUAAACAAACGCAUUUAUGGGGUGCCUAGUAAAUAAGAGAGGCUACGCAAGCAUUAGGAUAGUUGUAACACAAGGUACUUUAUCAUAAAUCAAAACUGCUGCCCCUUGUAACAGCCAGAGCAGAAUUCUGCAAAUUUGUUUAGCAAAGGGCAGUAUUGGGUCUCUUGCAUCAGGCAACAAAAAAGCUUAGAAGUACCAUUACCUGCAAUCACCCCAGCAGUUGUGAAAGCAUGCAUGUGACAUUUAAUUUAACAGCAAAAAACAAAGAACGGAUUGCACACUCGAUUUGAAAAAAUCAUAAACAAAAUUUAUUA